AUGUCUCAUUUUGCGCCACAGUUAUUGACAAGCGCAAUAGUCCAUCUCCGCGAUCGUAGUCACAACGUCGUUAAGUGUCGAGCAUUAUUGGAUACGUGCGCCACCGCCAAUUUUAUAUCCGAAUCUAUUGUCGAACGUUUAGACGUACACGUGACCAAGCAUUCGGUGACAAUCGGCGCGAUUAAUGAGAUGAAUUCCGAGUCAAGGGGCAUGGUACAAGUCGUCAUGCAAUCAUUGCAUGACGAUUUCCGCAAACCGUUAACAUGCUUGACUGUACCGGCAAUCACGGAUCUAGUUCCUUCGGAAAUAUUCCCACGAAACUUGUUCAAAAUUCCACCGAACAUUAGACUUGCCGACCCGGACUUUCAUAUACCGCGUGCUAUUGAUUUGUUAAUCGGCUCCGGAGCGACGCUGUCGUUAUUCUCGGUCGGACAAAUCAAUCUGUCGCAAAGAAAUCACGAUCUUUAUUUGCAGAAAACGCGGCUAGGUUGGGUGGUCGCCGGGAGCCCAUCGGCGCCGCUCCCCUCAAGGUCGGCAACGUGUCACUUAACGAGCCUAGAGAAACAGCUAGUCAAAUUCUGGGAAAUCGAAGAAAUAACGACGGAUAAACCGCGAUCAGAGGAGGAGAAUCUGUGCGAAGCACAUUUUUUAGAGACCGUUUCUCGCGAUAAUGACGGACGAUACGUAGUUCGGCUACCAUUUCGAAAAAUAAACAACCAUCUAGGCAAUUCACGCAACGUCGCGCUUAAGCGUUUAACAUCCUUAGAACGCAAACUCAACGCGAACGAUUCAUUAAAGAGCGAAUACGCUCGGGUAAUCGAGGAACACCUCAAGUUAAACCACAUCUCAUUGGUAAAGAAUCCUACUGACGACGGGUAUUACAUGCCUCACCACGCGGUACGCAAAGAAUCGAGUAACACUACCAAAACGAGAGUGGUUUUCGACGCGUCCGCGAAAACGAGCGAAGGCGUAUCACUAAACGACGUGUUAAUGGUAGGCCCCACAAUCCAAAGUAAGCUAUUCGCGCAUUUAAUUCGGUUUCGCGCGUAUCCUUAUGUUCUCACGGCAGACAUCGAAAAGAUGUAUUGUCAGGUGCGGGUGCAUAAAGACGAUCGACGCUAUCAAAAAAUACUUUGGCGAGUAAACGAGAGAAUCGAGACGUUUCAGUUCAAUACGCUCGUUUUCGGUAUCUCUUCGUCACCAUUCUUAGCCACUCGCGUGUUACAAAAACUCGCGGACGACGAACGUGGUAUGUACCCUAGGGCCGCGAAAAUUCUCGAGUCACAUCUAUAUGUAGAUGAUUUAUUAACCGGUGCAGGGACGAUCGAAGAAGCUCGAACAAUUCGGAAUGAGAUAAUCGCGUUGUUAGCUAAGGGCGGCUUCACCAUUAGGCAGUGGGCGUCCAACGACGAACGGAUCGUUAAUGACUUAAUUACCAGCGCGCUACACGCAAAUUUUACGUUAAACGUAGACCGUUCGCUCAAAACGUUAGGAGUAACGUGGAAUGCGCGCGGCGACCAAAUAUGUUAUUCAGCUCACUCUAUCGAGAUCACGGAGCAAUUAACGAAACGAAACGUAUUAGCAGAAAUUGCGAAAAUUUUCGAUCCGUUAGGGUUGUUGGGCCCCAUUGUUCUGUACGCUAAAAAAAUCAUGCAGGAUGUAUGGCGGUGUAAACUGCAAUGGGACGAAUCCGUCCCACAGAGUCUAUAUACUAACUGGUUAGAAUUCGUUCGACAACUAGAAUCGAUGGGUCGAGUCUCGUUUGAUCGCAAAUUGCUCGUGGACGAUUGUCAUAAUAUUCAGAUUCACGGAUUCUGCGACGCCAGCAGUGUCGGUUACGGCGCCUGCCUGUACGUGCGUUCGAGCGGAAAACGCGGAAAAACGAUAUGUAGAUUAGCAUGCGCUAAGUCGCGAGUCGCGCCAUUAAAAACAGUAACGAUACCGCGACUGGAACUCUGCGGCGCGUUGUUGUUGGCUCGCUUAUAUCGCGAAGUUAGCAGCGCAUCGAAUGUCAAGCCCGAUAAGGUCGUUUUUUGGUGCGAUUCGACGAUAGUGCUCCAUUGGCUAAAAACGUCACCGCAUUCAUUGAAAACCUAUGUAGCGAAUCGAGUUUCCGAAAUCCAAGAAAUUACCGGUCCGCAUGCAUGGCGACACGUGGGUUCGGAAGAUAAUCCGGCUGACGCAGCGUCGAGGGGGCAAUUGCCGAAUGCCUUCCUGCGGAACCAAACGUGGUUCGAGGGCCCCUCGUGGUUAAACAAAGAGGAAAGCGAUUGGCCUCAUCAAAUUACGCAAUCUAUCGACAUACCCGAACUAAAAAAGAAUAUUUGUUUGGUGACGACAUACACCGAUCUCGGGAUCUUAGAAAGAAUUUCGUCGUACUCUAGACUGCUUCGAGUUGUCGCGCAUUGCCUUCGCUGGCGACCGGAUAAUAAAUGUACCGGUACUCUAAAGGCGACGGAGAUUAACGCGGCCGAAAUACGAAUAUUAAGGAUCCUUCAAUCCACGCAGUUUCUCAAUGAAAUCAAAGCGCUUACAGAAAACAAAGAUUUACCAAAUAAAAGUAAAAUCGCUAAUUUAAAUCCUUUCAUCGAUGAAAACGGUUUGAUUCGCGUCGGAGGACGGCUCCAAUCGUCGCAGUUGACUUUCGCGCAAAGGCAUCCGAUUCUGCUUCCGAGCCGACAUCACUUAACAGACUGCAUAAUUCGAGAGACGCAUGAAAGACAUUAUCACGCGGGCAUUCAAAGCACCUUACACACCCUCCGGCAAAAAUUCUGGCUGCUCGACGGCCGCAAUCAAGUGCGAAAGGUAGUUCGCGCGUGCACUCGCUGCUUCCGUUUUAGCGCUAGCACAGUCGAAUAUAAAAUGGGGAAUCUCCCACCGGCUCGCGUGCGCGAGGCAGUACCGUUUGCCAACACGGGCAUAGAUUUUUGCGGACCGUUCUAUAUCAAGGAGAAAAAGCACCGGAAUCGAGCGAAAAUCAAAGCUUACGUGUGCGUAUUUAUAUGCAUGUCAGUUAAAGCCGUCCACCUCGAACUCGUAAGCGACUUAUCUUCCGACGGAUUCAUUGCCGCACUGCGCCGAUUCUCCUCUAGACGAGGAUUACCAGAACAUAUUUAUUCCGACAACGGAACUAACUUUGUAGGCGCGAACAACCAACUAAAGGAAAUGUAUCAGCUAUUUAACUCUGAACAACAUCAGAAUAUCGUGAAUAGAUUCGCUAGCGAGCAUCGCAUUUUAUGGCAUUUCAUACCGCCAAUGGCUCCACAUUUCGGUGGAUUAUGGGAGUCGACAGUGAAGCUUUUUAAGCAUCACGUUAAGCGAGUAGUAGGAGACUCCUUGUUUACCUUUGAAGAACUGAAUACUUUUAUUGCCGAAGUCGAGGGUAUUCUAAACUCUAGGCCAAUUACGACACUCUCAUCCGAUCCGAAUGACUUGCUCGCGUUAACGCCCGCUCACUAUCUUAUCGGGAAACCACUAACGGCCCUUCCCGAGGGCAAUCUCUCAUCUGUUCCAGCCAAUCGAUUAUCCACUUGGCAACACAUCACCAAAGUAAGACAAGACUUUUGGUCACGUUGGCAUUUGGAAUAUUUAAACGAGCUCCAAAUCCGAAGUAAAUGGGUCAAGGACGGGCCAGAGCUCGAGGUUGGAAUGAUCGUACUAAUAAAAACCAAGGGCCUACCAUGCACGCAAUGGGCAUUAGGCAGGAUCACAGAUUUACGCCGAGGCGAAGACGGAGUCUCUCGAGUUGCCAUUCUCAAGACUGCAAAUGGAGAAUUAAAGCGGGCAACACGACUUCUCUGUCCAUUGCCAGUGGAACAAGGUCACAAGACCCCCGAAACACAGUCAUAA
Wasmannia auropunctata (little fire ant) is the source of this 3849-nucleotide messenger RNA. RefSeq lists its product as uncharacterized. Lineage: Eukaryota; Metazoa; Arthropoda; Insecta; Hymenoptera; Formicidae. Gene Ontology annotation, biological process: DNA integration. The coding region runs from base 1 to 3849 and encodes 1282 amino acids. The record is from RefSeq and is a predicted model, not a curated record. Gene Ontology annotation, molecular function: nucleic acid binding. The transcript has a single exon.